Messenger RNA from Scophthalmus maximus (turbot), 1544 nucleotides. It is a transcript of the gene nxnl2, whose product is annotated as nucleoredoxin like 2. Lineage: Eukaryota; Metazoa; Chordata; Actinopteri; Pleuronectiformes; Scophthalmidae. Bases 560 to 1030 code for a protein of 156 amino acids. The transcript is spliced from 2 exons. Gene Ontology annotation, biological process: photoreceptor cell maintenance; sensory perception. The record is from RefSeq and is a predicted model, not a curated record.
UGUUGAGACGUCGCGCUGCUGCGGCUGCUGACGCAGGGGCACAUUCAGCCUCGGUCAAACGUAACAAAACGUUCAUCCAAACAGAAAACGGUGGUCGUGUCGUGCGACUCUCCAGGUUAUUACACUUCUUCGUAUGUCAAUUGGGUAACUAGUCCGACACGCGCCUCAAAUCCCGUUUCCAGGAAUUACUGCCUUCGAACCCGGAAACGUUUGCAAAACGCUGCACAGCGGUUUGCGCGGUUGAACGUGGCCUCGGCGCUCUCCCCCCCUUGUCGCCCCGUCUGACAACCACGUGGUUUAACGAACCACAACAGUCGUCACCGCGUGUCCCCAUUGGCCCACAGGUGAUUACCGGGCUCGGCUCUAGGAAGGCUUUACCGACAGGUAAACGUUACUGCACAGUGGAACGAGGCUUCUGCAGAGAAGACCCGCCGCUUCCUCAACACCACUGAACAGCGUCGAGCUGACAUGAGCUGAGACUGCACCUACACCCGCCGAACCUCCCGGACUCUGCGGAAGUUGUGGAGUUGUGGCCCGCGGGCGCAGCCGUCGGGCCGCCAUGGUGGAGGUGUUCACCGGCCGCGCGCUCCUCAACAAGGACGGCGACCUGGUCGACCCCGACGAGGCUCUGAGGAACAAGGUCGUGGGCGUCUACUUCUCCGCGGGCUGGUGUCCGCCGUGUCGCGACUUCACGCCCGUGCUGUGCGACUUCUACACGGAGCUGGUGGAGGAGAGCGACCCCCCCGCCCAGUUCGAGAUCGUCUUCGUGUCGUCGGACAAGUCGAGCGACGACAUGGUGGAGUACUACCACGACGUGCACGGGGACUGGCUCGCCCUGGCCUGGACGGACGAGUACAAACAUGAACUGAAGCAACGCUACAAGAUCACAGCGGUGCCCAAGCUGGUGAUCGUGAAGGAGAAUGGCGACGUGAUCACAGACAAGGGCAGGAAGCAGAUCAGGGACCGAGGCCUGGCCUGCUUCAGGUCCUGGCUGGACGCCGCAGAGAUCUUUCAGAAUUUUAAGGGUUAGGAAACAACCACAAAGAUGAAACGUCGGUGAGAUCUCUUCACGUCAUGUAACCACAGCAAGAUCUUUUUUUUGUCUUAUAUUUUUCUUAAAUAUUGGACACUUUGACCUCUUCAGCACUGUAAACCCCUUCGAAUGAAACAAUCCGUGACAAAAAAAUCAAACUCUUGAAGUUUGGUUUAGCUUUUUAACCAAACGUCCUAUGCAUUCAAGACAAAUCUCAGGCUUGUCUGUUGUGGUUCACAUGUGAAAACUGUACUUUAGUAUCAAUAAUAGAAGCCAGCUACAGUUACUUUAAAAACAUAUUAGCUUAUGUUCUUUAUAAGCUCAUGCACUAAUUAAACAUACAGCCUAUGGUACAUAGAUCAUCUUCUCUCCUGGGGAGCUUGCCUUUGUAUGUUUCCAAAAGUUUGACUUGUAGUUGUACUUUGAGCUGCCUGUAUAUUUUCAUAUUUUGUUUUUAAUGAGUUGCUAAGACUGUUAACUCUUAAAAUAUAUAUAUUCUGUGUUUUACAGA